CUCAUGAAUUUUGGAUAGCUUAUUCCCAGAAUCCCAGUGUGAUUGUGUGAACUGUGAAGCCAUACCCGAAAUUCCCAUAACGCAUAUCAGGAAUGGCAACCAUGACACGUGUCCCCAUAGCAGCUCCAACUACGAGCCGCAAAUGUGGUUGGCGGGUGGACUCACUAAAUACGGGAGUCCCACAGGUUUCUUCUCCACUACUUCACUUCAAUUCAGCUGCAGCCCGAAGCAGAAGCGGCCGGCGGUUUAGGAGAUUUUGUGUGGUCGCCAUGGCGGAUGGGAAAAGCACCGUUCUUGUCACCGGAGCUGCUGGUAGAACCGGACAAAUUGUUUACAAAAGGUUGAAGGAGAGGACAGACCAAUAUGUUGCAAGAGGUUUGGUGAGAACUGAAGAGAGCAAGAAAAAAAUCGGUGGUGAAGAUGAUGUUUAUGUAGGUGAUAUCCGGGAUGCUGAGAGCAUAGUUCCUGCAGUACAGGGUAUUGAUGCUCUUAUAAUUCUUACAAGCGCUGUGCCAAAGAUGAAACCUGGUUUCGAUCCAACUUCAGGUCAACGGCCAGAGUUCUACUUUGAAGAUGGGCAAUUCCCCGAACAGGUUGACUGGAUUGGUCAAAAGAAUCAAAUAGAUGCUGCCAAGUCUGCUGGCGUGAAGCAUAUUGUUCUGGUCGGAUCAAUGGGAGGAACGGAUCUUAAAAACCCAUUAAACAGCAUAGGAAACGGAAACAUAUUGGUUUGGAAGAGAAAGGCCGAACAGUAUUUGGCUGAGUCUGGAAUCCCAUAUACCAUUAUAAGAGCCGGGGGUCUGCAAGAUAAAGAUGGUGGUGUUCGUGAACUGCUUGUUGGAAAGGACGAUGAACUUCUCAAGACAGAUACACGAACUAUUGCCAGGCCUGAUGUUGCAGAAGUCUGCAUUCAGGCGCUACAGUUUGAGGAGUCGAAAUUCAAGGCAUUUGAUUUGUCCUCAAAACCGGAGGGCACUGGAACCCCGACCAAGGAUUUCAAGGCUCUUUUCGCCCAAAUCACCACGCGCUUCUAAUUUCCCCAAACGAGAAAGGUAAUCGUUGAGCUGCUGUUAGAAGCUCCUGUUUCAUGUUCUUAUUGAGAUAUCCAUCACAGUUCUGCUUCAUUAUCUUCUGGGCAGUUAUUUGUUAAGCACCCCAUGUACCCUCUUGAUUUCUCUGUUUUUGCUUCAUUAUCUCAUGUUCAUCAACUUAUAUCACUACUUGAAACUGCCAAGAUGAUCCAUAUUUAUUAACUUUUAUUUGUCACUCUGGCACAUGCUAUAGUGGUUUUCUGUUUGAUGUAUUGAGCAAACAACCAUGGGCUUGUAAUAAAUUAAAAGGUGUUA
Ipomoea nil (Japanese morning glory) is the source of this 1346-nucleotide messenger RNA. RefSeq lists its product as uncharacterized. The transcript is spliced from 7 exons. Lineage: Eukaryota; Viridiplantae; Streptophyta; Magnoliopsida; Solanales; Convolvulaceae. Bases 93 to 1034 code for a protein of 313 amino acids. Gene Ontology annotation, cellular component: chloroplast. Gene Ontology annotation, molecular function: oxidoreductase activity. The record is from RefSeq and is a predicted model, not a curated record.